This is a messenger RNA of Bombyx mandarina (wild silkworm), 2124 nucleotides long. RefSeq names its product thioredoxin domain-containing protein 3 homolog. The record is from RefSeq and is a predicted model, not a curated record. NCBI's taxonomy places the organism in Eukaryota, Metazoa, Arthropoda, Insecta, Lepidoptera, Bombycidae.
UAUGAGAAGCUCGCACGCGCUAGUUAUUAAUGAUGUAUCGCUUCCACACAACGCUUCCCGCUGCUCCACAAUCCGCCCUUCACGACAUGCACUGUCACCGCUCCGACACUCCGCCCCAUGGCACUGACGAGUGCGGUCGCUAACGCCGCCGCCGCCGCCGCCGCCGCCGGGGCAGGCAAGAAGGCGGCCCAGGUUCAACUCCAGGCCGAACUCAACACCGACGAUGAGUGGAAUAAGUUCAUCAAUAGAGACGGACUUUUAGUGAUAGACGUGUACACCGAAUGGUGUGGACCCUGCAUCGGGAUGGUUGGGAACCUCAAGAAAAUCAAAGUGGAGUUAGGUGGAGACAACCUGCACCUCGCCAUCGCUAAGUCAGAUACGAUUGAAUGUUUGAAGCGGUUCAGGAAGAGAAGUGAGCCCACUUGGAUGUUCAUUGCUGCCGGUCAACUUUUGAACGUGGUAUUCGGGGCGGACGCUCCCCGACUAGCCCGCACCAUAGAACAGGAGUUGCAGAACGAGGAGUUGGCUAGAAAAGGAGAAAGAGAACGACCUAAAAGAGCCCCUCAUGAGCUUACGCCUCCUGAGCAGGAAGUAGCCGAGGCUAAAGAGAAGCUGCAACAAGAGCGGCGUGCUCGGGAAGAGGCAGCAGUGGAAGCCGCAAGGAUAAUGAGACGCGAGACCAGGGCGUGUCGCUUGGAGACGCACUUCGCCGAUGUGUGUCCGGCGCUCGUGAUGCCACAUGCUCAGAAACAUUUGAGGAAGAUUACCGAUGCGUUGGAGCCUCAUGGAGUCAUUCUAGCAGACAAAUGUCCAAUACUCCUUGGUAAAGAUGGAGUCAGAGUCCUUGGCGUCGAAGAGCUUGAGCUGGCAACGGAAGCUGCGAUAUCAGCCAUCGCAGAAAGACCCUCAUUGGCUUUACUGCUGAAAAAAACACCGGAAAAGGAUGGUGACGUCAUAGAACUAUGUCGUCGGGCGCUCUACGGUGAUGGCGUCAAGACAGGAGACGGAGAACCGAACAAGAAGGUCCCCGCUGAGGAACUGCGCGCUGAGUCCACGCCGGGAGUAUACGUGCCGGCUGACAGGCACCAGAGAGCUGCUGUGCUGGACUUGCUGUUCCCAAAACAGAUGGUGUCGUCGCUGGUGGAGCCGGGGCCGCCCCCCACGGCGCCGCACAUCGCGCUGAUGUUCGGAGCGUGGCAGCGCCGCGCCCUGCUGGCCGUGUGCGACACCUCGCGCCUGCUGCACUACGGGUUCUUCGCUGACGCCAGCCUGACCGAGCCCAAGCUACUGGCUAAGAACAUAGAACAGUACGAGCUCAGACCAGAAAAGGAUUUCUCUGAAACAAUAGUCCUGAUGAUAGCAGUAGGUCUGGCGGCGCCUGAGCUGGCAGAUCCCAAAGACAUUCCACCUCAAGGUCCACCAGAACAGUUAUUGGCGUUAGGUCCUCUGCACGUCAGUGAAGACGCGGUCGUGGGAGCGGAAGAGUGCGCUAAGUUCUUUCCACCCGGUUACAGCGAGCCCGAGCCGAAACCGAAGCAAAAACCGAAGAAAAAGAAAAAGUUUUCGUUGCAGACCAAACGGCACGAAACUAAAGAAGACCUUACGGAAGAAUCUAAUGCGCAAAGUCAAAGCAUUGAAACUGGUGAACCUGGCGAGUCGGAAGCGGCUGUUGAAGGGGACAACGACGGCGACGCAGAGGUGGAGGGAGACGUCGAGGGGGAGGGGGAAGUCGAGGAGGACGGAGAGGAUGGAGAAGAGCAGCAAGCGGUUGAUAAGGCCACGUCCCCUCCGCCGCCCGCGCCGCAUUGAACGCCAAACUUCAAUUUUCUUGGAAUCGACUCUCGGAACUCUAAUUCUCACACAGCAACGCGAUACAAGUACAUGUACAGCUUCAUAUACAGCUGGUUUGGUAACCUGCGCCACGGCACUCGCUUCAAGUCUAUGGGUUUCGGUGACCACUUAACACUAGAUGGACCGUGAGCUCGUUGACCCAUGUAGCACAAUUAAAAAACUCAUUUCUCCGCUUUUCAUUAGGCAAAUAACCUAGGGCAGUGUUUACCGUAGUUUUAAAUUUUGUUACAAAAUUACUUUCGAAAUCGUUCAAUAAAUAAAACAACCAAAUAC